AUGACUGCUGUUCUAUUUCUCUGCUUCUUCCUCCUCUGUUUCUCCUUCACCCCUUCCCUGCAACACGUCAGCGAAUCCGAGCCGCUUGUGCGUUUCAAGACUUCCGUAAAUAUAACCAAAGGGGAUUUAAAUUCAUGGAGAACUGGAACCGAUCCUUGCAAUGGCAAAUGGUUUGGGAUAUAUUGCCAAAAGGGUCAAACUGUCUCCGGCAUUCACGUCACUCGGCUUGGUCUCUCCGGGAUCAUUGACGUGGAGAAUUUAAAGGAUCUCCCAAACCUAAGGACAAUAAGGCUCGACAAUAAUCUUCUUUCAGGCCCGCUCCCUCCUUUCUUCAAGCUUCAUGGCCUCAAAUCGCUCUUAUUGUCAAACAACAGCUUUUCGGGAGAGAUUGCUGAUGAUUUCUUUAAGGACACGCCACAGCUCAAGCGGGUGUUUUUCGAUAACAAUCGUUUCACCGGGAGAAUUCCCACCUCUGUGAUGCAGCUCGCAGGUCUCGAGGAGCUGCACUUGCAAGGCAACGAAUUCUCUGGGGAGAUCCCUUCGCUUACAGAUAGCAACAAGAUUUUAAAAUCCCUCGACCUCUCCAACAAUAACCUGGAAGGAGAGAUCCCAAAGAGCAUAGGAGAACGAAAGAAUCUACAGAUGAACUUCCAAGGGAACGAAAAGCUUUGUGGGCAGCCGCUGAAUAUCAAAUGCGAUCAUAAACCAUCAUCCACAGGGUCAGGGAAAGACCCAAAUGAGGUGACGGGGAAAGCCAUCUUUAUGGUCAUCUUCUUUCUUUUAGUAUUUUUGAUCGUGGUGGCAAUUAUAACAAGAUGGAAGAAGAAGCGGCAACCCGAGUUCCGGAUGCUCGGCAAGGACCACUUAAGCGACCAUGAAAGCGUGGAAGUGCGUGUCCCAGAUUCAAUAAAAAAGCCUAUUGAGUCUAGCAAGAAGCGGAGUACCACGGAUGGUUCUUCCAAGAAAGGUUCAACGCAUCAUGGGAAAGGUGGAGCAGGUAACCCUGGAGGAGGUGGCAUGGGAGACAUUAUAAUGGUGAACAGCGAGAAAGGCUCAUUUGGUUUACCCGAUCUUAUGAAGGCUGCGGCUGAGGUGCUAGGUAACGGUAGCCUUGGAUCAGCCUAUAAGGCGGUGAUGGCCAACGGAUUAUCCGUGGUUGUAAAGAGAAUUAGGGAUAUGAACAAGCUCGCACGUGACGCAUUUGAUGUUGAGCUGCAACGGUUUGGGAAAUUACGACACCCUAAUGUUCUUACCCCGUUAGCAUAUCAUUACCGUCGCGAAGAAAAGCUUGUCGUCUCCGAAUACAUGCCUAAAAGCAGUCUCCUCUACGUUUUGCACGGAGAUCGAGGGAUUUAUCAUUCUGAGUUAACUUGGCCAACAAGAUUGAAGAUCAUACAAGGUGUUGCUCGCGGAAUGCAAUUCUUGCACGAGGAAUUUGCAUCAUAUGAGCUUCCGCAUGGAAAUCUCAAAUCUAGCAACGUUCUAUUAAGCGAAACCUAUGAGCCUUUGAUAAGUGAUUACGCAUUCCUCCCCCUUCUCCAGUCUAACAACGCCUCACAGGCUUUGUUCGCAUUUAAAUCCCCCGAGUUUGCUCAAAAACAGCAGGUUUCACCAAAAUCAGAUGUGUAUUGCCUCGGAAUCAUCCUUCUUGAGGUUUUGACGGGAAAAUUCCCUUCUCAGUACCUAAACAACGGAAAAGGCGGGACAGAUAUCGUUGAAUGGGUGCAAUCUUCUUUCGCACAACACAAAGAAGAAGAGCUUAUCGAUCCAGAGAUAGCGAGUAAUACUAAUUCGUUACAACAGAUGGUGGAAUUACUGCGGAUCGGGGCUACUUGUAUUGCAAGUAAUCCAGACGAGAGAGAAAACAUGAAGGAAACUGUUAGGAGGAUAGAAGGAAUAACCAUUUGA
This is a messenger RNA of Eutrema salsugineum, 1908 nucleotides long. Its product is annotated as pollen receptor-like kinase 3. Gene Ontology annotation, biological process: protein phosphorylation. NCBI's taxonomy places the organism in Eukaryota, Viridiplantae, Streptophyta, Magnoliopsida, Brassicales, Brassicaceae. Bases 1 to 1908 code for a protein of 635 amino acids. The record is from RefSeq and is a predicted model, not a curated record. Gene Ontology annotation, molecular function: ATP binding; protein binding; protein kinase activity. The transcript has 2 exons.